Messenger RNA from Saccostrea cuccullata (small rock oyster), 3171 nucleotides. RefSeq names its product mediator of RNA polymerase II transcription subunit 24-like. Bases 69 to 3026 code for a protein of 985 amino acids. Gene Ontology annotation, molecular function: transcription coregulator activity. Lineage: Eukaryota; Metazoa; Mollusca; Bivalvia; Ostreida; Ostreidae. The transcript has 24 exons. Gene Ontology annotation, cellular component: mediator complex. The record is from RefSeq and is a predicted model, not a curated record.
UCUAAGGCUGGCUAAAUGUUAAAUUUUUCUCAGAAAAUAAAAUGAUAACAUCAUCUUAAAAUAUAAGAAUGGAGACUACUGGUUCUUCUCCAAAUAAAACAACUUCGUCAAGUUUUGCCAGUAAAGUAAAAGCCCUUUUGAUGAGAGCGUGGCGAGAGAGGUGGACUGAACAUCAGUGGGGACUCCAUCUCAAGUCAGUAGUCAGUGGCAGUAAUGAAGAGACGAAAGAGCUACCAGAAAUUCUUCUACAGCAGGCAUUAGUUGGACCCAAUCCCAAUGUUCUGAUCAUGGGUUAUCUAAAGCACACUGUAUUGUCACAGAUGAUACCUCCUUGUUCCGUGCUGAAUUUGGUACAGAAGUAUGACGAUAUAAGUAAGCCUUACUGCACCAUAGGGCUGAUCGAGAUUACAGAGGUCAUAGCUUGUAACAUCAGCUUCACCAGUGGGUUAGAGUCUAGUGUGGUUCUGUGUAAAUGUCUACAGAAAACCCUCCACUGGCUGAUGAUGUGUGUUCUCCAGUCCCUGAAGACCAUGAAAGACAUGCAGCAACAGCAGGAGUACACCAGCAUCAUCGACAGCGCCAGUGUGGCGGCCCACAAGAUCUCUCCAAAAUGGCCAUGUCGGGAUAUUUGUCAGAUAUGUUGCAAUAAUUUUAAACAGAAAGUGGGGAUAGCUCUACAGACUCUCUCAAAGGUACAGGACAUGACCCUCCCCAGCCAGGCUCUGUGUGAGGUGUCACACCUCGGAAUCUGUCCCACCAUUAACACCCUAGUCACCCUGGAGGCCAUACUGAACCCCACCAGUGACGUUCAGCCCUUCAUUGAUCAACUGUGUGUGUCUGAGAGGGUUCUGCACCUAACAAGGCCGUUCUUGUAUUGUGAAAUUAUCCGGGCCUGUUUUAUGGGAUUAAAUAAUUGUGUAGACACCCCAGAGGAGAUUAAGUGGGCAGCUUUUACAUAUCUGAAGCUGCCCCAGAUUCUGCGGUUUAUGAAGCAGCAGUCCCCCAAUCAGGACAUAGGAGAAGAUCUGUUCCAGGGAUUGAGUGAACUCAUGAACUCUGUACCUCUCCUUGACCUCGUGGAAAUCAAACUCAAGUGUGAAUGUCUAAAAUAUUUAGUAGGGGAGUUCAGCAAAAAUGAUUUACUGGAUAAAAACCAGACUCAGUUGCUUUUGAACAGAAGAAAUACUAAUUCUGGAAACAAGAUGGAGACCAGUGGACAGUCAUCUCCGAUCCUGAUCAUACGGAAUGAACAACAACUUCCAAGAAUCAUAAAGGGCCUGAGUAAUUUCUCACACCUUGAUUCCGGAAAGGAAAGUGCUACCCUGGAAAAUUCCGACUCCUCUAAGACCCCGGGGGACAUGAUGAGUCUACUGUGUCUGAUGAUGUCAGGGAGGAACCUGGAUUUUAUUUUAGCUGCAGCUGCCUCCAUAGGGAAACUACAGAGCCUGGCAAACAAACUGGUCAAGAUAAAUGAGUUUGCUAAGCAGAUGCAAGGGGAGACUGGAAAAAUGGCUCAGACCCGAGUCAUGCUAUUUGACAUUUCAUUCCUGAUGCUAUGUCAUGCUUCCCAGAUAUAUGGACUGGAGAUCACAGCCCCAUCACCCGAGUACACCGACUCGUUUUUCCUCCACUGGGCCACCAGGUGUCUCCCUGAGGACGGGAAAUACAAGUGUAUCGAUAACUUUACAGCAACAGAUCAGAGUAAACUAGACGUCCUGAUUCAACAUCUCGUGUCUGGUGUUGACAUCAACAAACUCAACAUUACAAGACUCAAUGAAUAUUGUUUGAAUUUUCCACUGGCUCUUCAAGAGAUUCUGAUUGCCUGGGAACAUGGCGCAAUUCCUCCAGACAAAAUAAAGAUGAUUAUUGAGGUCAUUAAGAACAGAAUGUGCUGUAUUCCUAUCGUGCUGUGUGCCUGGUUGUGUAGUUAUAUCAGUGUUGUACCUGACAAAGCCCGGGAGAAGCCAUUACAAAUGAUACAGAUGUUACAAGCACCUGCUCUGAAUCCUGAUCCCGACCUUAAUUACAAUGAAAGAUAUGCACUUAUGACUCCCAUUCUUCAGAAACUGAUUAAUGACAUCUUGCCAGUACCUCAGAGAGUGAACUUUACAAACUAUGUGCCAUCAGACAAGCUGCCCAGUGAGGUCAUGGAUGAAUGCAUUAAGAGUGUGUUCAGACGCGGUUGGUUGGACAUUAAAUCUGUCCAGACUUUGGAGUAUCUCCUGAAUUUAUGUGGAUCUGACUGGUUCUGUGAUAGAUGUAUAGAGGCAAUGUUGGAGAGUAGUCGUCUGGAGGACUUGAUGAAGGCCCUGAGUCUUGUGUACGCGAUCUUCCACAUGGACCUGGAACACAUCACCCUGAGUCUGCUGUUCCACACCCUGCCACGCCUCCUCCAGACCACACACUACCACACUCUCCUCACUGACCCCAGGGGAAAUAUCCUGGCCAAAUUAUCUGUCAUGGUUCUAGUGUCCGCACAGAACUCAAAGAAUGAUGAGAAAGACACAAUACCACAUUUGAGGAGGGGUAGAAAGCGGUCACGGAAAGAGGUGGAACUUGAGGACAUGGAGGAGACAGAGUGUCGUCCGGUAAAGAGAAGCAAGUCCUCGUCUCUAGAGCCACAGCUCACACUGGAUUCGGAGGGAUUUAACUUUGAUUUCCUAACAGCCAAGGAAGAUGGAGAAACUUCCCCAACUUUUGAUGCAAAAGAUCCAUUGAAUAAAUCCUUGGCUAACUUGAUGCGGUUAAUGAAUGCUUUAUCCCAGGACAGCCUCAUUUCACCCAGACUGAGUUUUAUCAUAAGCUUUGUUAGAGAAGCCAUCAACUGCGGCAGUCAGAAUGCCAAGUUUAUCCUGCAGUUUAUGCCCCCACAAAUGGUGUCAAAUCUCCUUAGAAGUGUACAAGGUGUUUUAGACAACAGACACAUUCUUCAUAUCUGUGACCUCACUACAAGUAUUGGAAGGAAAGUAGCAACUCAGGCCAUCUGUCAGAAUUCCAAGCUUCUCAGGCCAGCUAACAGUGCUUAAACUUGACACUAAAUCAGUGGUUUUGUUGUGGGAAAAAAAACAUGACUUAAUACAUUAUAUAGGUACAAAUACCUAUAUGUUGCUUCAUAAUCAUAUGAAAUUCAUUUUUUAAAACAUGAGUAAAAAUAAAAUAUUGAACUUCUUU